Messenger RNA from Sorex araneus (European shrew), 7703 nucleotides. It is a transcript of the gene DIP2C, whose product is annotated as disco interacting protein 2 homolog C. The transcript has 38 exons. NCBI's taxonomy places the organism in Eukaryota, Metazoa, Chordata, Mammalia, Eulipotyphla, Soricidae. Bases 140 to 4978 code for a protein of 1612 amino acids. The record is from RefSeq and is a predicted model, not a curated record.
GGGGCCGCCCUGGCGGGGCCGCGCUGAGCAGGCGCCGGGAGCAGAGCCGGCCGCGCCGCCGCUGGUGCGGGUCCGCCGGGCGCGAGGGCGGCCGAGACCGCGGCCUGCGAACAAAGGGCGGCGAGCGGGGGGCGGCAGCAUGGCGGACCGCAGCCUGGAGGGCCUUGCGCUGCCCCUGGAGGUGCGGGCGCGCCUGGCCGAGCUGGAGCUGGAGCUGUCGGAAGGUGACAUCACGCAGAAAGGGUACGAGAAGAAGAGGUCGAAACUGAUUGGCGCCUACCUGCCCCAGCCUGCGACAGCGAAUGGAGCUGCCGUGGUCCGGUGUAGACUGCAGCACAGUGACGGAGCCCCACGGAGGAUGCUGCACGCCGGCAACCUGGGGGUGUGCGACAUCCGAGACGCCGUGGUCCGAGAGCGGGUGGCCAGCACCGCGGGAAACCGGCCUCUGUUUUACUUUCGCUUUGGGGUGGACCAGGCUUUGCCUCCAGAGCGCCGGCCUCCCGUCACUCCUUCCUCUGCUUCUCGCUAUCACCGACGAAGGUCCUCAGGGUCACGAGAUGAACGCUACAGGUCAGACGUGCACACAGAAGCUGUCCAGGCAGCACUCGCCAAACACAAAGAAAGGAAGAUGGCUGUGCCCAUGCCGUCCAAGCGCAGGUCCCUGGUGGUACAAACCUCAAUGGAUGCCUACACACCCCCAGACACGUCCUCUGGAUCAGAAGAUGAGGGUUCCGUGCAGGGCGACUCCCAGGGUACCCCCACCUCCAGCCAGGGCAGCAUCAACAUGGAGCAUUGGAUCAGCCAGGCCAUCCAUGGCUCCACCACCUCCACCACCUCCUCCUCCUCCACCCAGAGCGGGGGCAGCGGCCCUGCCCAGAGGCUGGCCGACGUCAUGGCCCAGACGCACAUCGAAAAUCACUCUGCACCUCCUGAUGUAACCACGUACACCUCAGAACACUCAAUCCAAGUCGAAAGACCCCAGGGCUCAGCUACAUCGCGGACGGCACCAAAGUACGGCAACGCCGAGCUCAUGGAGACCGGAGAUGGCGUGCCGGUGAGCAGCCGUGUGUCGGCCAAGAUUCAGCAACUGGUCAACACCCUGAAGCGUCCCAAGCGGCCACCUUUGCGGGAGUUUUUUGUCGACGACUUUGAAGAAUUGUUGGAAGUUCAACAGCCAGAUCCAAACCAACCCAAGCCAGAAGGAGCCCAGAUGUUGGCGAUGCGUGGGGAGCAGCUGGGAGUAGUGACCAACUGGCCUCCAUCCUUGGAAGCUGCCCUGCAGCGAUGGGGGACCAUCUCACCCAAGGCCCCGUGCCUGACCACGAUGGACACAAACGGGAAACCCCUGUAUAUCCUCACUUACGGCAAACUGUGGACGAGAAGCAUGAAGGUUGCUUACAACAUUCUGCAUAAACUUGGUACAAAGCAGGAGCCUAUGGUGCGGCCUGGUGACAGGGUGGCGCUGGUGUUCCCCAACAACGACCCUGCUGCAUCCAUGGUUGCCUUCUAUGGCUGCCUGCUGGCUGAAGUUGUCCCCGUGCCCAUCGAGGUGCCCCUCACAAGAAAGGAUGCAGGAAGCCAGCAGAUUGGGUUCCUGCUGGGGAGCUGUGGCGUGACUGUGGCCUUGACUAGUGAUGCUUGCCACAAGGGACUUCCCAAAAGCCCAACAGGCGAGAUCCCACAGUUCAAAGGUUGGCCUAAGCUAUUGUGGUUUGUCACCGAGUCAAAGCAUCUCUCCAAACCUCCUCGGGAUUGGUUUCCGCACAUUAAAGAUGCGAACAACGACACUGCAUACAUUGAGUACAAGACCUGCAAGGAUGGAAGCGUAUUAGGGGUGACUGUGACGAGGAUUGCGCUGCUGACCCACUGCCAGGCUCUCACACAGGCGUGUGGCUAUACAGAAGCUGAGACCAUCGUGAAUGUGCUGGACUUCAAGAAGGAUGUGGGGCUGUGGCAUGGCAUCCUGACGAGCGUCAUGAACAUGAUGCAUGUGAUCAGCAUCCCCUACUCGCUGAUGAAGGUGAACCCGCUGUCCUGGAUCCAGAAGGUCUGCCAGUACAAAGCGAAGGUGGCGUGUGUGAAAUCCAGGGACAUGCACUGGGCUCUAGUGGCACACAGGGACCAGAGGGACAUCAACCUCUCCUCCCUACGGAUGCUGAUCGUGGCUGAUGGCGCGAACCCCUGGUCUAUUUCUUCCUGCGACGCGUUUCUCAAUGUCUUCCAGAGCAAGGGCCUGCGGCCGGAGGUCAUCUGUCCUUGUGCCAGCUCCCCAGAGGCGCUCACUGUGGCCAUCCGGAGGCCCACAGAUGACAGCAACCAGCCUCCCGGCCGCGGUGUCCUCUCCAUGCAUGGACUCACCUAUGGGGUCAUCCGGGUGGACUCCGAGGAGAAGCUUUCUGUGCUCACGGUGCAGGAUGUGGGCCUCGUGAUGCCCGGAGCCAUCAUGUGCUCUGUGAAACCAGAUGGGAUCCCCCAACUCUGCAGAACGGAUGAGAUCGGGGAGCUAUGUGUGUGCGCCAUCGCUACAGGCAUGUCAUAUUAUGGCCUCUCUGGCAUGACCAAGAACACGUUUGAGGUGUUCCCUGUGACAAGCUCUGGUGCCCCGGUCAGCGAGUUUCCCUUUGUGAGGACAGGCCUACUGGGAUUCGUUGGGCCCGGAGGCCUUGUCUUUGUGGUGGGAAAGAUGGAUGGACUUAUGGUGGUGAGUGGGCGCAGACACAAUGCCGAUGACAUCGUGGCCACUGCAUUGGCUGUGGAACCCAUGAAGUUCGUCUACCGGGGAAGGAUAGCUGUGUUCUCAGUGACCGUCCUGCACGAUGAGAGGAUCGUGAUUGUGGCCGAGCAGAGGCCCGACUCCACGGAGGAGGACAGCUUCCAGUGGAUGAGCAGGGUGCUGCAGGCCAUUGACAGCAUCCACCAGGUUGGGGUUUACUGCCUAGCCCUGGUUCCAGCAAACACCCUUCCCAAAACCCCGCUUGGUGGGAUCCACUUGUCAGAAACGAAGCAGCUUUUCCUGGAGGGCUCGCUGCACCCCUGCAACGUCCUCAUGUGUCCCCACACUUGUGUCACCAACCUGCCCAAACCUCGGCAGAAGCAGCCAGAAAUCGGCCCCGCCUCUGUGAUGGUGGGGAACCUGGUGUCUGGGAAGAGGAUCGCACAGGCCAGUGGCAGGGACCUGGGCCAGAUCGAAGACAAUGACCAGGCCCGAAAGUUUCUGUUUCUCUCGGAGGUCCUGCAGUGGCGAGCACAGACCACCCCCGACCACGUGCUGUUUACACUGCUCAACUGUAGGGGCACCAUAGCAAACUCGUUGACCUGUGUUCAGCUUCACAAACGAGCCGAGAAGAUCGCUGUGAUGUUGAUGGAGAGGGGCCAUCUGCAGGAUGGAGACCACGUGGCUCUUGUCUACCCCCCAGGGAUCGAUCUCAUUGCAGCCUUCUAUGGCUGCCUCUAUGCAGGCUGCGUGCCCAUCACUGUCCGCCCACCGCACCCGCAGAACAUUGCCACUACACUGCCCACCGUGAAGAUGAUCGUGGAGGUGAGUCGUUCUGCCUGUCUGAUGACAACGCAGCUCAUCUGUAAAUUGUUACGGUCCAGGGAGGCUGCUGCGGCUGUAGAUAUCAGGGCAUGGCCCCCCAUCCUGGACACAGAUGAUUUGCCAAAGAAGCGGCCGGCCCAGAUCUACAAACCAUCCAACCCAGACACGCUUGCCUAUCUCGACUUCAGCGUGUCCACCACAGGGAUGCUAGCUGGAGUGAAGAUGUCGCACGCAGCCACCAGUGCCUUUUGCCGUUCUAUUAAGCUGCAGUGUGAGCUCUACCCCUCUAGAGAAGUGGCCAUCUGCCUGGACCCUUACUGUGGGCUCGGGUUUGUCCUUUGGUGUCUCUGCAGUGUAUACUCUGGCCACCAGUCCAUCCUCAUCCCUCCGUCGGAGCUGGAAACCAACCCUGCCUUGUGGCUUCUUGCCGUGAGUCAGUACAAAGUCCGGGACACAUUCUGCUCCUACUCUGUAAUGGAACUUUGCACCAAGGGCCUGGGGUCACAGACAGAAUCUUUAAAGGCUCGAGGACUGGACUUGUCCCGGGUGCGGACGUGCGUCGUGGUUGCAGAAGAGCGGCCCCGGAUAGCACUCACCCAGUCCUUCUCCAAGCUCUUCAAGGACCUGGGUCUCCACCCGCGGGCCGUCAGCACCUCCUUUGGCUGCAGGGUGAACCUGGCCAUCUGCCUGCAGGGGACUUCGGGACCCGACCCCACCACCGUCUAUGUGGACAUGCGAGCCCUGAGGCACGACAGAGUCCGUCUAGUAGAGAGAGGGUCUCCUCACAGUUUGCCUCUGAUGGAGUCAGGAAAGAUCCUUCCGGGAGUCCGGAUCAUAAUUGCCAAUCCAGAGACGAAAGGGCCGCUGGGAGAUUCCCAUCUGGGAGAGAUCUGGGUGCACAGUGCCCACAAUGCCAGUGGUUACUUCACGAUUUAUGGGGACGAGUCCCUGCAGUCAGACCACUUCAGCUCGAGGCUGAGCUUCGGAGACACGCAGACAGUGUGGGCCCGGACAGGCUAUCUGGGGUUCCUGCGGAGGACAGAGCUCACAGAUGCCAGUGGAGAGCGCCAUGAUGCCCUCUAUGUGGUGGGAGCUCUGGAUGAGGCCAUGGAGCUGCGAGGAAUGAGGUACCACCCCAUAGACAUCGAGACUUCUGUCAUCAGAGCCCACAAAAGUGUUACAGAAUGCGCCGUCUUCACCUGGACCAACCUGCUGGUGGUGGUGGUGGAGCUGGACGGGUCUGAGCAGGAGGCCCUGGACCUGGUGCCGCUGGUGACCAGCGUGGUGCUGGAGGAGCACUACCUGGUGGUGGGGGUGGUGGUGGUGGUGGACAUCGGCGUCAUCCCCAUCAACUCCCGGGGCGAGAAGCAGCGCAUGCACCUGCGGGACGGCUUCCUGGCUGACCAGCUGGACCCCAUCUACGUGGCUUACAACAUGUAGUCCUGCCUCUGGCCCUGAGACCUGUCCAGGGGCUCGAGUGCCGGCGCGAGGGAACGUCUGCGGAGGGCAGCCUCUGUCUCGUGGAGGGGAGGAGACCACGCGGGCUGGUCGGUGUGAGCGGAACAUGAGACGUGAAUUAACACACAAGUUUGUUCAGAAGGACUUCGGGUUACUGCCUUCGGUUUGUUGGAAAAGCCCAUUUCAAACACUUUUUUUCCUUUUUUCUCUUUUUAAAAAAAUACCGGAUAAUCAGUGCUUUCCUCGUCAAAGUGGUAUUUUGUUAAACCAAAAUAGAAUUAAAAAUUAUUCUGCCCUCCAGAUGGGAUCUUUUCCACAGUUCAUGUAGUGUAACAAAAAUUGUUUUCUCUGUUCUACUGUGUCAUGGAAUCAGAUGACAUGGACCUGUUACUCAUUUAAGCCAUUGCUGAAUCUCAUCCUCUUAGGAAAGUUUGUUGAGGUACGAGUAAACCUUCCAAACUGCACCUUCCAAUUAGAUUUUAGCAGCUUCUUCGUCAGAGAUGUGCUGAAGAGAUGAAGGCUGGCUUGUACAGCCUUUGGUGUCAACACAGAGAAUGAGAAGAAAUGAUCAAUAAGGUGUAUUUCGGCAAUUAUCUUGCAAAUAUCUUUGUACUAAACUAAAAAGAAAAUAAGUUAACUUCUUCCUAUGUAAUUAUGUACAAAACGUUUAAUUUAUUUUGAUCUCUUUAGAAGUAUAAAAGAGAAACAUUCAAGAAUAUUAAAGUCUUGUAAUGUUUGCUAAUAUAAAAAAAAGUGUUGUAUUAUCUUGCGUGGAUAGUAUCACAACAAAUAUAUAUAUAUGAAAUAUAAAUUCACUAAUGACAAAGGAGACUCCAGGUUCGAUGCAGACCCUGUCACUUGCAUGGUGCCCUUCAUGUCCUGUAGAUGCAGAUACUGCAGCAGCACAGCGCCAGGAGCCCCGCCCUUUGCCACGCUGGCGGCCGAUGCAGGGGGUGCCGGGCACAGGGGCAGAGGUUCGGCUCUAAUAGCUGCACUUCCGGGCAUUUAUUUUAUUUUAUUUUAUUUUGGUCACAUCACCUUCUCUCCUUCCUUGGUGUGACAGGAAUGAGAGCCUCUGGCCGUGUGCAGUGCAUUGUGUUGAUUCCUCCCCAGUGGCCUCUGUGUGGAACGGACAGUUUCUGGAACAGCUUUAAUAAACAGAUGUGCACAGCUGGGGAGCCCCUGGGCCAGCUGCUGCCCUGUCGCCUGAAAUGCCUCGCAGGGCACUGUUUGGAGUAGCCUGCGUGUGACCCCCUGGGGACUCCGGCUCGGACGCCCUGGCCCAUCCUGGCUGCUGCUCCUCACAGCCCUCUGAUGCUCCUUGCUCGCCUGUGCUGUCCGUGAUGGGGACAGCCUGCUUGUGUCCAAUUGAGAAGAGGCGUCAGCCAUGCCCAAGGGACUCCGUCCGCCCACCCACCCACGCCCGCCCUGCAGUGGCCACUGUGUCUGGAAUGGUGUGUGACUGAGAUUGUUGCCUGGCCGUGUCAGGUCCCCCGUGACAGCGUCAGCAGCCCACACCUGCCUCUCCAGGGUGCCAGCAGUCAGCCACUUGCUAAAAGGGUUUCAUUCGACUCCUGAGAUCCAAGGCUAAUUGUUUUUUAAAAAAUUAAGCGGCAUAUUUUUUUAAUUUGUCUGCAUGUGAGGUGCACCCUCCCAUUUCCAAAAAUCAUUUGACUUUUAAAAUAUCGUUUGACUUCCUGAGGUGUAAAAUAUUUCUGUACAUGUUUCAGACAUACACCUGUACAACCCUCUGCUUCCCAGUGGGAAGACUGCACCCACAUAGAAGGAAAAGGCAUUUUCUUGCACACACUUUUGUGCGAAGAUGCCAGUUAGGAAGCACAUUUGUAAGAUAGCUGUGUGGUUCCACUGAGGUGGACAUCACGGCCGUCCCCAGAUCCACAUCAGGGAAGAAGGCCCCUGGGAUGGGAUCUGAGGUCCAGAGUAAAGGAGCCGGGAUGGAGGUCUUGUGUCGGGGACACGGGGGUACCACCGCUUCAGCAAUAAGGGUGGAUUGUUCUGUGUUAGAAACUGUACUGUGGAAAAAUCACCCAUGAGAGCGUGACACUGUUUGUCUCGUGACCUUGUGCUUUUGAAGUCAGACAAAACCGUGUGAUCGGCAGAGGGGGGCACCGAGAACAUUGAAUCCCAGUCUGGACCCAGCAGGGCGGCUUCCUCAUGGUGCUUGUUUAUUAUAUAUAUUAAUCCUGCUUGACACUUUACCCAAGGGAGACGGUCCCUUUUAUCAGUUGAAUGUUAGCAGCGUUAUUUCAUAGAGUGUGAUGGCUGGUUAGAGAAAUUCAUGUGCUCAACCAACCCACCGUUUCAAACUAGGUUUUUAUGUGAAAGGACAGCCACCUUCUCAUAUGUUAAACCACCGGUAAGCUUUGUACAUCUGUGAUAACGCCUGUUUUAUAUUCAAACGAACAAAUAAAAGCUUUUAUUUUUGUUGCUCUGGAAAUAGCAGUUUCUUAAUUGGUCCCCUGGAAUGCUGGGGCCGCGUAGACCGGGAAGGCGCUGGGACAGGGCCAUUUGCUGACUCUGUUUACAUGAUUUGUCGAAUUCCUAGCACAGAUGAUCAUACUUUGAACAAUGUUUAAAUUUUGAUGUGGGCAUUAUUGAUAAAAAAAAAAAAAGAAAUCCUAUGGCAACAAAUGUUUUGUGAAAUGUUUUUUAACUUCUUUGAAAUAUAUCUAAGUCUAUUUGUUCA